UGCGUCUGGUCAGAACAUGAUUUAAAAGGUCACCUCUCCCAGCUUCAGUAGGCUCUAACCAUCACAGGGAAGACCCUUCACUCUCACCUUUCAACUCAAGAUCCUCUUACUCUCCGGAGCAUUUCCCCCGGACUUCCAUGACAAUGAUGAGAAUGAAACAGAUCCUCAUUUUGGCCAUCUUACUUCUUCAAUUGAUCACCUUAGUUGAGGGAAAGGGGAUUCCAUCAAAGACACAACAAGGAAAUACUGCAGAGAAGUUUGAAUUUGGCGAUAUGAUUGCCUUUCCACGUUUACCUGUUCAUACACACAAUGGAAUAAAAUAUUCCUACACACACUAUGCCAUUUAUGUGGGUGACACACAAUUCCCUGGAACAAGUAAAGAAGAUGGUCAGGAUAUAUUUCAUAUAACAGGUGUCCCCAUCCAGAAGCUUCUGGAGUUUGGCUUAUCUAAUUGCAUAUUUGGCAAGCUAAGUGAUAACAAGUCCGGACAUAAGAAAGAUAAUUAUCUUGAUAAAGAGGGCUUUCAAAAGAGGGAUAACGCUGAAAUAAUUAAGGAUAUUACACAUCUCUACAAAAAUUGUGGAAAAUGGCAUCCUGAAAAAAACAAUUGUGAACACCUUGCCACAUACCUCCGCUAUGGUGAAAAACACUUUAGACAGGCAGGUACAAAUGCGGCAAAGCUUCUCAAAUUAGACAGGGAACCAUAUCCUUACCCCCUUGAGAAGGAUGGGAAGGGUAAACGUGUCUUUGCUGACUGGCUCAUCGAAACCCGUGGCAACCAGGGUGCACCAGCUGCUUGAGUUCCUAACCUCUCAGAUGUUCUCUCUCUCUUCCAUCCUCUCUGUCUCUGAAUGUAGUGAGGUCUAAACCUCUCAGAUGUUCUCUCUCUCUUCCAUCCUCUCUGUCUCUGUAUGAAGUGAGGUCUAAACCUCUCAGAUGUUCUCUCUCUCUUCCAUCCUCUCUGUCUCUGUAUGAAGUGAGGUCUAAACCUCUCAGAUGUUCUCUCUCUCUUCCAUCCUCUCUGUCUCUGUAUGAAGUGAGGUCUAAACCUCUCAGAUGUUCUCUCUCUCUUCCAUCCUCUCUGUCUCUGUAUGAAGUGAGGUCUUAGUAAUAAUAAAACAUGAGUAGAAUUCUG
Messenger RNA from Oncorhynchus kisutch (coho salmon), 1135 nucleotides. RefSeq lists its product as uncharacterized. The transcript has 6 exons. Gene Ontology annotation, cellular component: cytoplasm. Gene Ontology annotation, molecular function: A2-type glycerophospholipase activity; glycerophospholipid phospholipase A1 activity. NCBI's taxonomy places the organism in Eukaryota, Metazoa, Chordata, Actinopteri, Salmoniformes, Salmonidae. Gene Ontology annotation, biological process: N-acylphosphatidylethanolamine metabolic process. Bases 138 to 800 code for a protein of 220 amino acids. The record is from RefSeq and is a predicted model, not a curated record.